AUGCCCGGCACACUCAGUGUUCUCCUGGUUGGAGCUGGAGGAGCCUGGGGAAGACCAUUAUUGGAGCAAUUCAUCAAGCAAAAGUCUUCGUUCAAACGAGUCGCCGUUCUUGCUCGAGAUCAGAACCACGCCGAGAAGUUUAGUGAUGCCAAAGCUCAAGGGGUCGAAAUAGUGCUAGGAUCCUUCCUGGAUUCGGCUCCUUACAAAGGCUUCGACGUCGUGAUGUCCUUGGUGGGCAACCCUCUCCUCCGUCUCCAGCCGGCAAUGAUCCAAGCAGCCAGCGCGGCCGGCGUCACACACUUCUACCCUGGAGAAUGGAACAGCGAUAUCGACCAGCCCGAGAUCGCGAACAUGAGAUACUUUCGCGACAAACAAGCAACACGGGCGCAGUGUCACGCCACCGCACAGGAGAAUCCAAAUUUCAAGUAUACGAUUUUCAUUACUGGCAUCUUCACCGAGUGGACGUUGAUGUUUGGCUGGGACCAUGAGAAGAAAUCGGCGGUAGUUUUUGGAGAUUCCUCGAAGAGGAUUGGGUCGACGAGUAUCCCGGACAUCGCGAGAUAUACCGUCGAUUCUCUCCUCAUCCCUUUCAAAGCGGACGGCGGUGCCUUUCCCAACCGUCGAACCAUCCGAGCGCAAGGUGGCUCAAAGCCUUACGGAGAGCUUGUUGCAGACCUCGAAGAGGCUCGUGGCAUGAAAUAUUCCGUCGAGUAUCGAGACCGAGCAGAAGCCCUGAAGCUGCAAGAGCAGGCGAGGCAGCAGGGAGACGAGGCAGGGGAGAUGUUCUGGUCGAUACGGACUCUUCCAGCGAGCGGGUAUGGAGUUGCGGAUGGUGUCGAGGAGGGCAAGUUGGACAACGAUUUGUUUGAUUUCACGCCGGAGACGCAGAAAGAGACGUUUGAAAGGUUUUGGAGUGGACAGAAGUGA
This is a messenger RNA of Zasmidium cellare ATCC 36951, 927 nucleotides long. RefSeq lists its product as uncharacterized. NCBI's taxonomy places the organism in Eukaryota, Fungi, Ascomycota, Dothideomycetes, Mycosphaerellales, Mycosphaerellaceae. Bases 1 to 927 code for a protein of 308 amino acids. The transcript has 3 exons. The record is from RefSeq and is a predicted model, not a curated record.